Molecule: messenger RNA, 904 nt
Organism: Cyphomyrmex costatus
Lineage: Eukaryota; Metazoa; Arthropoda; Insecta; Hymenoptera; Formicidae
Gene: ste14
Product: isoprenylcysteine carboxylmethyltransferase ste14
Exons: 3
Coding region: 44-904 (286 amino acids)
Biological process (GO): C-terminal protein methylation
Cellular component (GO): membrane; endoplasmic reticulum
Molecular function (GO): protein C-terminal S-isoprenylcysteine carboxyl O-methyltransferase activity
Source: RefSeq, a predicted model, not a curated record
GAAAGUGUCGAAAGUUAAAGAUUCUGAAAAGUUCGUGAGGAAGAUGCUGUGUCGCGAUGGAACUCUCAGUUUAAUCUGCUUUAUUGCAGCAAGUUUAAUCUCCUUUUCCCCUGAAUUACAGUUCAGGUUAGGAUUUAAUAUUUAUGCCACAUAUUUUAAAAAUAUUUGGUUUUUACAUGCGGUACAGUACAUUCUUAUAAAUGUAUCUGCAUUGCUGGCAUUUCGCGGUUUUGCUUAUCAAAUUGCAAUCAGAGCAUUGUUUCUUGGAUAUGUCUUUGGAAUUGGCAUUUUAUUAUCAAUCAAUGCUCCGUCAUCAUGGCAGGUGUUUGGCAUUUAUACAACAGUAUUAGCGAGUUUUCAUUAUACAGAAUUUUUAGCUAUUGCCUGGUCAAAUCCAGCUGCAUUGUCAAUCGACAGUUUUAUUCUUAAUCAUAGUGUAGCAUAUGGGAUAGCAGCAUGUCUCAGUUGGAUAGAGUUUAUCAUAGAAAGGCAUUACUUCAAUGUAAUGAAAAGACCUUCCCUUGUGUCUUAUUUUGGGCUAUUAUUAUGCAUUUGUGGUGAAAUUUUAAGAAAACUAGCAAUGUGUACUGCAAAACACAAUUUUAACCAUGUUGUGCAGAAUGAGAAAAGUGACAAUCAUGAGCUUGUUACACAUGGUGUAUAUAAUGUUUGUAGACAUCCUAGUUAUGUAGGAUGGUUUUAUUGGUCCAUAGGAACACAGUUAAUACUUCAAAAUCCACUAUGCCUCUUUGCAUACGCACUGAUGUCAUGGAGUUUCUUCCAUGACCGUGUUCUGAUUGAAGAAAUAACUUUAUUAAAUUUCUUCGGUGAAGACUAUGUUCAAUAUCAAGAAAGAGUAGGUACUGGGCUUCCAUUUAUUUCUGGAUAUAAGAUUAAUUCAUAG